AUGUCUGACACGGAAUCAUUGACUGGAGCAACAGGUCUGUUUGAAGAACCAGAAGACUUUCGUCCACCCCCACCAAAACCACAUUUUGCAGCAUAUCAAAGAGAAUAUAUCUCUGAAGAUUCUAAAUCGAAGCAAGAAAAAUUAGACCUUAGAUUGGUUGGCUCUUCUCCAUUAUGGGGACAUCUUUUAUGGAAUGCCGGUAUUUAUACAGCUAAGCACUUGGACAAACACCCUGAAUUAGUUCAGGAUAAAACUGUAUUGGAAUUAGGUGCAGCCAGUGCUUUACCAUCUUUGAUUUCUGCCUUAAUUGGUGCAAAGAAAGUCAUCUCUACAGAUUAUCCAGAUGCUGAUUUAUUGGCAAACAUCCAAUAUAAUGUUGAUCAUUUGGUUUUCAAUGGAGAAGAAUUAUCAAAUGACCCAGCCGUUUUGAAAAGUCAAUUGGAUGAAAGAAAUUUAGUAGUCGAAGGUUAUAUCUGGGGUAAUGAAUAUACUCCUCUAGUAGAUCAUAUUGGGGGCGAUUCAAGUAAAUUUGAUUUAGUUAUUUUAAGUGAUUUAGUCUUCAACCAUACUGAACAUCACAAAUUAUUAAAAACUACAAAGGAUAUGAUGGCUAAAGAUGGUAAAGCUCUGGUAGUCUUUUCACCACAUAGACCUUGGUUACUGGAAAACGAUUUGUCAUUCUUCGAAACAGCUAAAGAAUAUAAUUUGGAACCUACUAAAAUUGAAAUGGUCAACUGGAAACCAAUGUUCGAAGAAGAUGACGAAACAAUAGAGAUAAGAUCUCGUGUGUAUGCAUACUAUUUAACUCAUAAAUAA
Molecule: messenger RNA, 816 nt
Organism: Vanderwaltozyma polyspora DSM 70294
Lineage: Eukaryota; Fungi; Ascomycota; Saccharomycetes; Saccharomycetales; Saccharomycetaceae
Gene: NNT1
Product: S-adenosylmethionine-dependent methyltransferase
Exons: 1
Coding region: 1-816 (271 amino acids)
Biological process (GO): peptidyl-lysine dimethylation
Molecular function (GO): protein-lysine N-methyltransferase activity
Source: RefSeq, a predicted model, not a curated record